This is a messenger RNA of Melampsora larici-populina 98AG31, 945 nucleotides long. Its product is annotated as family 12 glycoside hydrolase. The transcript is spliced from 5 exons. Lineage: Eukaryota; Fungi; Basidiomycota; Pucciniomycetes; Pucciniales; Melampsoraceae. Bases 1 to 945 code for a protein of 314 amino acids. Gene Ontology annotation, molecular function: cellulase activity. Gene Ontology annotation, biological process: polysaccharide catabolic process. The record is from RefSeq and is a predicted model, not a curated record.
AUGAGAACUUCAAUCUUUUUACAACUACUUCCUACCCUGCUCGUGGGGAUUGCUUUUUUCUUCCCUCAGACUGCUUCCAGGCCAUCAGCCUUGGCUUCCACUCUCAUUUCUUCGGGUCGCGAACAACUUAACAAACUCGCUAAGCGAAAGUGGACCUUCUUGUCCUAUAAGCAACCUUUUGCUGGAAACGAAGAUGCGACCUUGAUACCACCCUGGUACAUUUUGUACAAUAUGAUUUACAACCGGAAAAAGACCAUUGGUCUUGAAGAAACCGUCCUUUAUGGCACUAAUGGUACCACGGUUCAUUGGGGAAACUAUCUUAAGAUCGCGAAGGUCGACAGCACGUCCAACGUACCCAAGAGCUAUUCUUUCCUUGGGAUGACCUCGGAUCUGAACAACAGGAUUAAAGAUUACUCCUCUAUUCCAGCAUCAUACAAGUGGUCUCGUCGUAACCGUAAAGCAGGCUUCAAAGGGAACGUUUGCUUCGACUUUGUUGUUUCCAAUGGCCCUAACAAAAAAUCGGACCACGAAUUGAUGCUGUGGCUCGAAUGGGAAGGAGGUCAGGGGCCAAUCGGUACUGGCGAUGCCACCAUGCGAAUCAAAAACCUUUACGGUCAAGACUGGACCUUGUACCAGGGCAUGAACACCGACAUCAACGUUCCGGUUAGGUCUUUGGUUCCCGAUACCCCAUACAAAAACUUCUUCGCGGGUGACAUGAAGGAUUGGUUGAUGAAACUCGUCGAGGCUAAAAUAUUUCGAGACGACGCGUACCUCUUCACAGCCAAUCUAGGGAUGGAAGCAUUUUGGGGAGAAUCAAUUUUCUCGGCACACUCCUCGCUACAGCUUUUGUGGGAUGGGAACCAUCAUCAAAGUGGCUACAUGCCCCCAAGCUAUCAAACACCCACUCCCGGAAGUGUGGUUCCAGGCUACGAGAACACUCGCUGA